This is a messenger RNA of Trichobilharzia regenti, 789 nucleotides long. Lineage: Eukaryota; Metazoa; Platyhelminthes; Trematoda; Strigeidida; Schistosomatidae. The record is from the annotation of a GenBank genome assembly.
AUGGAUCUAGUGAAUAUUGAGGAAGUGAGAAAAUAUCUGAAAUUCUAUACCAGACACUUCUCUAAUGAUAACGAAUUGCAUCACUUAUAUCGUGGGGUUUUUUACAGUCCAGAAUUAUGCGAUUACGUCGUGAUACUAUGCACUGCGUUGGAAUAUCCUAAAGAAGUCAUUUACAAUGCUAUUGAAAUAUUUGACCGGUUUAUCAUUUUGCAUCUUCAAAGUGCAACAAUUGAAGAAAGGUUAGCAACAUUUGAUAAACCAUAUUUGGAAUCAAAACGGAGUGUUAUGUUAGCUCUUCUUACUGUACUGCAGUUGGUCACAAAAUUGAUUCACCGAUAUUCAAGAUUAGGAACGGUGUGUGUCAAAUGCAUACUAUCAUGUUUGGGAUACGAAUUUGACGAAUCGGUUAUACUGCAUUCUGAAAUGUGUGCUUUAAAUGUUUUACAAAACUCACUCACGCAUCAAACUCUGGAAGGAUGUGUUGAGCUCAUUGUUGCUUUAUGCAAACAAUAUGACAAGGAUGUUACGUUUCCAAUGAAGGAUGAGCUUGUUUAUUUUGUUUACGGCAAAUACCGUCAUCUGAUUGUUAAACUUAAGAAAUGUCACAUAUUCCCCGAGUCAUCUAUCCACAUGGAUUUUGUUCUAGGUUUUUCUAUUUUGCUUGCAUGCUUCAUAUUGAAUGAACAAAUUCAUAAGAUUGGUUUAUUGGACUUUGUCAUAAAUUUACUAGGUAUUGUAAAGAAAGAAGAUAUUCGGAAAGCAUCAUUUGUCCUAUAUGAUUUAAUUUAA